AUGGGCUGUACCCGAACAUGGGAGUGGUCGUUAGCGCGCCAGCUGCGCAGAACACCUGCACAGGUUGAGCUGGAGGAGCAGGUUAACAGCCUGAAAUCGGAGCUGGAGGCUGCCAGAGGUGAAGACCUGAGAGCUGCACUAGAGGAUCUGCAGGCGCGGCACGAGUCUGAGGUGAAGCAGGCGCAGUCAGCAAAGGAAGAACUUGAGCAGGCCCUCAGCUCCAAAGCGGACUUGGAGGCAAAAAUCGCUGCGCUGCAAGAAGGGGUGACGAGUCCUGUCGCGGCAGAUGCAGCAUCUGAGUCGCUUGCUGAUGAGCGUGCCCGCAGCGAGAAGUUGCAAGCAGAGGUGCGCGAGCUGACUGCCCGAAACGAUGCUCUGGAGGCCGGAGGCUGGGAGGAGGUUGGCAAAGAAGUAGCCGGGCAGCCGAGCGGCCAGGAGCAGCUGGUGCCUGCCUCGGCCCGCGUGGAAUCGGCGGGCUUGGCUGAGAUGCGUGCGGCGCGCGAGGCCUCCAAUGCGGAAGGAGAGCGUCAGCACUCUGACCUGCGAGAGGCGCAGAGUCAGGCAGCUGACGGAAACGAAGCAGCGACCAAGUUCUCGCAGGAGCUGGAACAAGAGCGUCAGCAGCGGAUCUCCGAAGGCGGAGUUAAGCCCGACCGUUCGCGGUGUGGCUUCAGCAUCCCAUUGCUUUGCAGGGCCCGCGAUGAUCUGGACGAUGCCCUGGAGAAGCAGAUGGGGCAGAGCAAGCGGCCUAGAUGGGCCCGGCAAGUUGGCAAGUUUGCCGUCGCAGAGGCACUGGAGCGCAUGCAAUCCGCCGAGCGCCUUGCGACCGCAAAGUCCGCCAACCUCGAGGUGCGCAGCGGCGUGAAGCCCGUGCUAGCAGACAACUUUUUGCCCUUUGAGGCGGCGCGAGCAGAUGCUUUGGCAAAGGAGUUGGAGGCAGCACGCUGUGAUGGAGCUGACCUUGCUUCUCCCCACUCUGCGACCGUGCUCUGUUGCCGUCUGGGUUCGCACGUCAUGCUGCGGAGCCGCGCCAAGCAGGGAGUUCCGAUUUUGGAUGGGGUGGAGGCAGAGGCUUCGAUGCCUCGUGCGGUGAAGUCGAUCAGUACAGUUGAUAUCGCAAGCUCGGCCAAGCAGCGCGUCGUCGGUGGACAAACAUUUCAAGAUGUUGAUAGCUUCAACUUGCGAUUUAUGGAUCGAUUUAUGGUGUUCCAUGCUGAGGCAACUCUGCACGCUUCGUUUGCCAUGCCACUCGGUGGAACGGUGUGCAGGAUGCGGUGGGCUUUGAUGCUCUGCAGUGCACUGGCUGUGCAGGCUGAACCUGCUGUAGAGGUGCACAUUGUUCCCCACACACACGAUGAUGUUGGCUGGCUCAAAACUGUUGAUGAAUACUUCACGGGCCAGAACAAUUCCAUUCAGCGUGCCUAUGUGCGCCUGAUCCUUGACACAGUGGUUCGCUGUUUGGAGCAGAACCCGGACCGGAAGUUCACCUACGUUGAGACGGCCUUCUUCGCGCGAUGGUGGAGGCAGCAGGAUAACUCUACCCGGCAGCUUGUGAGGCGCCUCGUCAGCUCCGGGCAGUUGGAGUUCAGCAACGGUGGCUGGUGUAUGCAUGAUGAAGCAGCGACCCACUUCUUGGACAUGAUUGACCAGACAACCUUGGGGCACAAGUUCCUCAUGGACGAGUUGAGUGCUGCUCCUCGGACCGGCUGGCAGCUGGAUCCUUUUGGGCACUCGGCGACGCAGGCUGCACUCCUCUCCGCUGAAGUGGGCUUCCAAGGGCUCUUCUUCGGCCGCAUCGAUUACCAGGACCUCGAAUUGCGAAGGGAGAAGAAGGAGGCAGAGUUCAUCUGGCGGGCCUCGCCAUCCCUCGGUUCAGAUGCGCAGGUCUUCACGGGCCUCACAGGCGAGUAUGGAGGAAACUAUGGUCCGCCAGCUGGUUUCGACUGGGAUGUCACCAGCUCGGACGAGACAAUCCAGGACGACCCUGCUCUGGAGGAUUACAACGUCAAGUCGCGGGUGGACGACUUCGUCGCCGUUGCAAUGGUUCAGGCAAAUCAAACUCGGGGCCGUCACAUCAUGAUGACGAUGGGCUCUGAUUUCCAAUACGAGGAUGCGUACACGUGGUUCUACAACCUGGACAAGCUCAUCCACCAUGUGAAUGCGGAUGGUCGCGUGCACGCGUUCUAUUCGACACCUGGGAUGUACGUCGAUGCCAAGAAAAGCGAAAAGAUCACUUGGCCCACGAAGGAAGAUGACUUUUUCCCGUAUGCGGAUGGCCCUCAUCAGUUCUGGACCGGUUAUUUUACAUCCCGUCCGACACUCAAGCGAUACAUUCGAGACACCAGCGCUUUCUUCCAGGUGGUUAAGCAGAUCAGCGUGAUCAGCAACCAGCCGGCCUCCCAAAUGGAAGGCUUGAAUGCCUUGGCAGAGGCCAUGGGAGUCGCGCAGCAUCACGACGCCGCGAGUGGCACUGCCAAGCAGCACGUGACCUUCGACUACGCCAAGCGCUUGGCCAAAGGAAGGGCAGCUGCUCUUCAAGGCGUGUCUGCGGCCUUAAGGCAGCUCACGCAAGCCCCCGCCUCUUCCGACUUCGUCUACUGCGAUCUCCGGAACGUCUCCGUCUGCGCGCCCACGCAAGCCGUCGGAAGGACCACCCAGAGGAGCUGCUUUACCCUUUGGAACGGCUUGGGCCACGCCCGAGAGGAGCUCAUUGAGCUGCCCGUGAGUACGGAGAAGCUGGAAGUGGUGAGUGGCACCGACACCGGCGCCGUCGAGUUCCAGAUCGUCGAGUCGCUGCCGUCCGUAACGAACUACGGCGCUCCUGCAGGAGGGGCCAGCAAGACGCUGCUGGUGGCUGUGAAGCUGCCGGCUGUCGGACAUGCGAGCUACUGCCUUCAGACUGCAGGUGUUGCAGCACCCACCGCGAAGCUUGCGAACAUCUCUCAAGGAGCUUGUCAGGCCUUGGAGAACGACAACCUGAAGCUGUGGUUCUGCAGUGGUAUGCUGGCGAAUAUCACAGACAAGCUGAGCAAGACUUCUACACGUGCCGAGCAGUCAUGGAUGUGGUACAAUGCAUCCGUGGGCGAUGCGGCGAGCUCUCAGGCCAGUGGUGCCUACAUCUUCCGGCCCAACCGCUCUCAGGCAUUUCCGGUCUUCACCGGCUUGCCCUUCAUGCAAGUCUUCCGUGGGCCGCUUGCCGACGAGGUGCACCAGCAGGUCGGUUCCUGGAUCUCGCAGCGGACUCGUCUGGCUCGUGGUGCAAAGCAUGUGGAGAUUACGUACACCGUGAGUGAUAUUCCGGUCGAUGAUGGUUGGGGGAAGGAGAUUGUUUCCCGCAUAAGCACCGACAUCAAGACUGACGGCACCUGCUACACAGACAGCAACGGCCGGGAGAUGUUGCAAAGAAAACGAGAUUUCCGGCCCACUUGGAAGUUGGAGCAAACCGAGGAGGUUGCAGGGAACUACUUCCCUGUGACAACCUCGAUGUUCAUCAGGGACACUGCUGCCCAGCUCACAGUCCUCACGGAUGUCGCCCAGGCCGGCACCGGCUGCAUACGAGACGGUGAGAUCGAGCUGAUGGUGCACCGCCGGCUGCUGAAGGAUGACGGCCGUGGCGUUGGCGAGCCCUUGAAUGAAACAGAGUUCGUGACCCCCUAUGUUGGAGACAAGAAUGAUCAGGGCCGCCACUACGGACCUGGCCUCGUGACCCGGGGACUGCAUGUGGUCCACUUUGGGCCGCCGGCCACAGCUGCGGCCACAUGGCGGCCUCUGAUGGACCGAAUGUACAUACCGGUGCAGCCCUUCUUCGGAGGCGGCAAGGCAACGCCAAGCGUCGGAUCCUUUGCUUUGCAGGGUGACCUGCCACGAAGCUUGCAGGUCCUCACACUCUCACGGUGGGAUGAAACGCAUAUUCUUCUUCGAAUUGGACAUCAAUUCGGGAUCGGCGAGGACUCCGAGUUGUCCAAGCCGGUGUCUGUUGACAUCAAGAAGUCCGGACAGGCGAGACCCGACUUGUCCUCCGUGGCGGCUCGCGUUGCAUGGGCCAAGGAGCGCCCGACGGGCGCGCAGAGGUGGGACCUCCUCCCACACUACUGCCAGGUCGUCCAGGGCCGGAGAGCUGAACACAGUGGCCGUGGUUGGCUUCAGGUGACCACCCGUCUUGCGGCAGAGGAAACUUGGACCUCGAAAGGGAGGUCCGAUGAAUCUCCUCGGGUCCGCGAGCACUUCGUGGUCUUCGAGCUGCCUCGUGAAACGAGCGGGGUCGCAGAGGCGCACGCCGAAGAGCAACGGAAGGCUUCCGACUUGCAGGUCCGAUUGGGCAUGGCUUGGCUAGUUGCCGAUUUGUUUCACCAAAUGGAUACAAAGCUCGAGCUUGUGGAGGUGGCCACAGUGGUCGAUGACAUGACAGACCAUGCAGAGACGACCCUUCCUUGGGUCCGGCAGAGAAUGGAACCGGUGGCCGAGCUGCAGGUUCAUGGCGUCACGCCGACGGUGUCACGAAGAAAGACGGCCGAGGAUGUGUCGCGGCAGAUGUUCGACAAGCGGGAGCUGCGAAAGCGCAACAAGUCGAUCUACCUUGAAAGACUGGGCUCUUGGCGCGAGCUGCAGAAAGAGGUCCCAGCGGGUUCCGACAGUAUGCCGUCGUCUCGUGUACGAGUCUACAUCCGGAAACGACCUUUGUUCGACCACGAGGAGAGGCUUGGGGAGUUCGAUGUCGUGAGCGUGAAGGGGGAGCAGCAGGUGGUCAUCCACAACUGCUUGACGAAAGCAGACCUGCGAUCCCUUUAUGUCUCUCACAUGGGCUUCCAGUUCACGGAAGCUUUCAACGAGGCUGCCACCAAUGACGACAUUUAUUCCCGCUGCGCUGCACCAGCUGUGCACCAUGUCUCGGCGGGGCAGGUGGCAACACUCUUCCUUUUCGGGCAAACGGGCAGUGGCAAGAGCCACACCAUGACUGGGCUCAUGCGACGGGCAGUACAAGAUCUGUUUGCAGGAAGCGAAACAGAUUCUGUGACUUGCAGGCUCACUGCUUUCGAAAUCGCCGGCAAAACCAUGCGGGACUUGCUGGGGCACGGAUCCAGUGAUCUCAAGGUCAUGGAGAAGGGAAAUAGGACUCACAUUGUGGGCGCGAACGUCUGCGAGCUGAGCAGUGCGGAGAAGUUGCAGCAACUGCUGGAAGGUGCGCUUGCUCGCCGGGCAACGCGGGCUACACAGGCCAACGACACGUCGUCCCGCUCCCAUGCCGUGUUCCGCAUCUGCCUACCAGGAGGUGCAGUGCUGACCUUGGUGGAUUGUGCUGGGAGCGAGAGGCGUCAAGACACCACGCAGCACGAUUCGCAAGGUCAGAAGGAGAGCGCUGAAAUCAACGCAACGAUCUUCGCUCUGAAGGAGUGCUUCAGAGCCAUGCGCGCGCCGAAAGGACAGCCGCCCUUUCGCAGCAGCCUGCUCACACGCGUGCUCUCCGACAGCUUCAGCAGCACCGACGCCAUGAUCGUGGCCAUAGGGACAGUGAGUCCCUCGGCGACUGAUACGGAGCACUCGCUGGCCACCGUGCGGUCUUUGCAGGAGUUGCAGGGGACGAAGAUGGCCUUCGAGGAGCAGGAGGACAUCGUCCAGCGCAAGCAGGUAGGGGAGGCCCACCCGCGCACCUGGACGGAGAAGGACGUUCGGCACUUCGUCCAAAGCGCCGCCAGUGGUGCUGCGCGGCUUCAUGCAGAGGCAGUCACAAAGGGCACUGAUGGGAAAAUCUUCACCCGGUGGCCCGUGCAGCGCUUCACUUUACUUUGCGCAGGCGAUGCGGCAUUAGGGCAGAGGCUCUUCGAGGAGCUCCGCCACCGCAUGAGGGCUGCCGGUGCCUAG
This is a messenger RNA of Symbiodinium sp. CCMP2592, 5859 nucleotides long. The record is from the annotation of a GenBank genome assembly. NCBI's taxonomy places the organism in Eukaryota, Dinophyceae, Suessiales, Symbiodiniaceae.